UCCAACAUGUGAAAUGAGUGUCAACGCGAGGGAGAACGCUAGUAAUCAACAGCAACAACUACUUGCGAGCAAAUUAGACGAUUUCGAUUUUCCAUAUUGCGACGAUGUUCUUAAGUACGAGAAGAUCGCUAAGAUCGGGCAGGGAACUUUCGGGGAGGUAUUCAAGGCAGUCCACAGGCAAACGAGAAAAGUGGUUGCUCUCAAGAAAGUUCUCAUGGAAAACGAAAAAGAAGGAUUUCCGAUAACAGCGCUACGAGAAAUAAAGAUAUUGCAACUUCUUAAACACGAAAAUGUAGUUAACCUAAUUGAAAUCUGCAGAACAAAAGGUCCUUCACCACUAAGACGUGCAUCUGCCGCAUCUGGCACAGCAACCUCCUAUAACCGUCACAAGGCCACCUUCUACCUGGUGUUUGACUUUUGUGAGCACGACCUGGCUGGACUGCUGAGCAACAUCCAGGUGAAGUUCUCGCUGGGUGAGAUCAAGAAGGUGAUGCAGCAGCUGCUCAACGGGCUCUACUUCAUCCACAGCAACAAGAUACUCCACAGGGACAUGAAAGCAGCCAAUAUCCUCAUAACGAAGCACGGCGUUUUGAAGCUCGCCGAUUUUGGACUGGCCCGAGCCUUCAGCCUGAGCAAAUCUGCACAGCCCAAUCGGUACACCAACCGAGUUGUCACGCUGUGGUAUAGGCCUCCGGAACUGCUGCUCGGUGAGCGGAACUACGGACCUCCCGUCGACAUGUGGGGUGCAGGGUGCAUCAUGGCAGAGAUGUGGACACGCUCCCCAAUCAUGCAAGGCAACACGGAACAACAUCAGAUCAGCUUGAUCAGUCAGCUCUGCGGGUCGCUUACACCCGAGCUGUGGCCAGGUGUUGAAAAACUUGAACUUUACCACAAGCUUAACUUGCCAAAAGGGCAGAAAAGAAAAGUGAAGGAACGUCUUAAGGCAUACGUGAAGGACCCUUACGCCCUCGACCUGCUAGACAAGCUGCUGUGCCUCGACCCCACCAAGCGGUACGACAGCGACAAUGCGCUCAACCACGACUUCUUCUGGACAGAUCCUAUGCCGUCUGACCUGGCCAAGAUGCUCUCCCAACACACGCAAUCCAUGUUUGAGUACCUGGCCCCCCCUCGGAGACGAGGCAUGCAGCAGCAAGCCCACCCGGGGGCCCAUCCCCCGGGGGCACACCCAGGAGCCAAAGCAGCUCAGGCUUCCACCACGAGCACUGACGGGCAGUACCACGAUCGCGUCUUCUGAACACCCUUCUUUUGUUUGCCGACGUGCGUGUUCGAAACCGCGGAAUGGUGAAAACACUGGACUGGCGACAGAAUUCCGUUCCCGAGACGGAGUCGCAGAGGAGGUAGAACGAGAAGACUGUUUUCUUUGUUCCGUAAUUAUGGUUGAGGUAACAAGGUGCCGUUGUUUUGUACGUUGUUUGAACGUUGUUUGUGGGUGGAGGAGGCCCCUUGUGUGUGUGUGUGAUUGGGAAAGGGUAGGCUUCAGAGCCUUAACUGUGCCGCGUGCUUAUGUUGUCUUCAGUACGCGUCGAGCCAUCAGAGGUCGGUACAUCAGGUAGUAUUGGUACCUAGUCACUUGCAAGUUCUAGGUUUGUGCGACACAAAUGAAGCAUCAACCAAACGUUGUUUGCUGCCUCGUCAACAGCAGCUGGACCACGCACGUUUUUUUUUUUUUUUCCCCUCCUCGUCGUCACGAUCUCCCCCUUUUCCCCGAGUCUCUGAAUGUAAAAGGGUGUGCUAUGCCUCACGAAGUGCUUCUUCUUGAAACUCUCUUUUCAUAUUGUCGCUGUUUCGAUUUCUCAGACAUUGUAGACCUCCCACUGACGAAGUGUCACAAAUCAUUUGUCGAAGCAUGUUUGCACAAAAAGAAAACUGCGUGUAAAACUAUGCUCAGGAUUGUACUUGAACCUAAGGUUUUCUUCUACUGCCCUGUUAUGGAGUUUUGCAUUCUGUGGGUAUUUAUCCCCGUGCUAUGCAGUUCUGCACUUGACCAUUUUUGUUCUUGAGAAAAAGGAUGGUGCAUGUGUGGCCUGAUUGGCUCACUACUGGCACCUUGCCUUGCAUUUUCAUGCUUCUACCCUGUAAGGAACUAAAGCAAAAUUCACUGUUGCUGUGUACUCGGCUGACUGUGAGGAAAACUGACUUGGUUUGGAACAACCAGUUGAAGGAGAGGAGGAGAUUAAAGGCAAUAUGCAAGCGGUGGUUGUGUGACCAAACUAGAUGCCCCGACACAGCUAGUCGAGUACAUAGAACCAAAUGUAACGAUAUGUUCGAGAGCUGAAACUGCAAAAACUGGAUGGUCACGAUAUUUUUCAAGCACGACACAUCCCAAUAUCUGUGCAGGUUGUUACGAUACAACAAGGUCAUGUAAAGGUAGAGCUUGAAGUAACACGAGGCCACGCCACUAAGUGACAGAUAUGUUUCUUUAUGUAAGGACUUUCAAAAGAGUCUUCUGAGCAAACACAGCGGUAAUGGGUAUUUCCGUCGCUAAAUUUUGCAUAGUGUCUGACUGCUUCUCUGCCCUACAUAAGGAUGUCAAAAUGUAACAUAAGUGGUGAGCAAUGUAGGCAUGGGACCAGGGGCAAACACCUCCAUUCCAUGGCAUGGUACUGUAUGCAGGCCAGAUCACAUCUUGCAUCAGCAACUGGACAAGGUAUUGUCGUCCCCACCUGAGCCUGCCAUGUGCGUGCAAUUUUUAUUUUGCUAAUACAAAGCUAAUAAAACAAACUGUUCUGCAGGCCUUCCAA
Molecule: messenger RNA, 2762 nt
Organism: Ornithodoros turicata
Lineage: Eukaryota; Metazoa; Arthropoda; Arachnida; Ixodida; Argasidae
Gene: Cdk9
Product: cyclin-dependent kinase 9-like
Exons: 7
Coding region: 14-1255 (413 amino acids)
Biological process (GO): positive regulation of transcription elongation by RNA polymerase II; protein phosphorylation
Cellular component (GO): nucleus; cyclin/CDK positive transcription elongation factor complex
Molecular function (GO): cyclin binding; ATP binding; RNA polymerase II CTD heptapeptide repeat kinase activity
Source: RefSeq, a predicted model, not a curated record